CUGUACCCCAUAAAAUAGGGCGGAUAAUUGAUGGAAGUCCUGCAGAUCGCUGUGCAAAACUUAAAGUUGGAGACCGGAUCUUAGCUGUGAAUGGCCAGUCUAUUAUAAACAUGCCUCAUGCAGAUAUUGUGAAGCUAAUUAAAGAUGCAGGUCUCAGUGUAACUCUUCGCAUCAUUCCUCAGGAGGAGCUGAACAGCCCAGCCUCGGCCCCCAGCUCGGAGAAGCAGAGCCCCAUGGCCCAGCAGCACAGCCCCAUGGCCCAGCAGAGCCCCCUGGCGCAGCAGAGCCCUGUCGCCCAGCACAGCCCCGUCGCCCAGCCGCCACCUCCACAGCCCCUCCAGCUGCAGGGACACGAAAACAGUUAUAGGUCAGAAGUAAAAGCCAGACAGGAUGUGAAACCUGACAUCCGGCAACCUCCAUUUACAGACUACAGGCAGUCCUCAACGGACUACCGACAGCCUCCGCUGGACUACAGGCAUCCUCCGGUGAUGGAUUACCAGCAGCCACCACCUCUCGACUACAGGCAGCCACCCUUAAUAGAUUACAGGCAGCAUUCGCCCGACACCAGGCAGUACCCUCUGUCAGAGUACAGGCAGCCACAGGACUUUGAUUAUUUCACCGUUGAUUUGGAGAAAGGAGCCAAAGGUUUUGGGUUUAGUAUUCGAGGAGGAAGGGAGUACAAAAUGGAUUUGUAUGUGCUGAGGUUAGCAGAAGAUGGGCCAGCAAUAAGAAAUGGAAGGAUGAGGGUAGGAGAUCAAAUAAUUGAAAUCAAUGGAGAAAGCACAAGGGACAUGACACAUGCCAGAGCAAUAGAGCUAAUCAAGUCUGGUGGCAGGAGAGUGCGACUGUUGUUGAAACGUGGAACAGGACAGGUCCCAGAAUAUGACGAACCAAACUCCUGGAGUGCUCCCUCUGCCACCUCCCCUCUUUCCCUCGAUGACAUUAUCUCACCAUUAUCUUCAUCACACAUAGCCCCACCCUCUGACCCUUCUCACCAGAUAAGCCCAGAGCCAACAUGGGAUAUCAAGAGGGAACACGAUGUAAGGAAACCAAAGGAGCUUUCGGUGAACGGUCACAAAAAGAAAAGGUUAGGAGAACAAAGAGAAAGGUCAGCAAGUCCUAAAAAGGUAGACAGGUCAAAGCAUGAAGAGGCAUCUUGGAAAGGAUAUUCAGAAGGCAAAAAUAAGACCACUGAUGGUGGCAGGCCCACCUCAGAAAGCAAAGUGGUGGGACAGAGCAUUAUGAUCGAGGCUGGCGCAAGAGAGCACUUGUGUGCUGGAACCAGUGAUGAACAGUUUGGGAGGCUGAGGAAGCCGGAAAGCAAGAGAGGAGGAUCUCUUAGCAAAAAAGAAGAUCACAAAUCUGCAAAUACCAGUGAGAAGAAACCAGCUGCAGCACCCGACCAUGUCAAGCUUGAUACGGGUGCUACCAAGACGUACAGUAGCAACCGCUGCAGCUCACCUGGAAGUGAUAUGGACCACAGCCAGAGGGACCCUGAUGGGAAACCCAGCGAGUUCCCCAGGAAGGGACAUCUCCACUCCAUUAGCACUCGCAGCACCAACACCACAGUUCGAAAGGCAACGGUCUCCCCAGGGCCAUGGAAAAUCCCUGGCUCAGAUAAGCUACCUAGCGUCCUGAAGUCUGGUACUUCUGCCAUGAGCAGAUAAGCAAGGGACUGUUGCCCUCUAACUGUCUCAAACUGACGCAGAACAUUCUUCUUAGUUUUUGUCUCACAUUGGUUUGUUUUAAUUUAUUUUAACUAUCACACAUAGACACAAAGCAUUGAGGAAUGAAAACAUUAGUGUGUAAUUCCAUGACAAUGUGCACAGUAUCUAAUAAGUUCAAAAGCAUAUAGUCAACACAGAGAUUUAAAAUCGACCCUAAAGUCCCAGUUCCAUUUUAGGGACUUUGGCAGCUAUGGAAGAAACCAAAACAAUAUGAAGGACAGUACAUCAGAGAAGGAUAGUGCAGUGUAGCUUUAGCAUUUUUUUCCCACUGCAUGAAGGACUUGGAUUUCAUUCAAACUUUAUAUCAAGAAACUGGAACAAGUUAGAGCAAUCACAAACUGGAACAUCGCCUUAAAUAAAACUGCACGGAGCAAGCUGAAACCGAGAGAGGAUCUUUUCAUGGAGCUAAAAUGUUGUAAAUAAAUUGUUCUCAACAUAUCUAGACAGGGGUUAAAGGGUUUCUUUGAAGCAUCAUUCAGAACUGUACACCCAUGACACCUCUCCACUGUUAAUGCUUUGGGAUAGUCCACGUGGUACCCUGUAGCAUAGUUCACUGGGCGCUACGGGAGGAGUGGAUUAGUUUCUGUGAUACCAUUUCUACUGCCAUUUUUGUGAACAAACCAUGUUUCUGUACAUUGGAAAGGAGUUAGAGUGGCGUUGUAUUUGCAAAUUAUUCUCAAAAGUGAUUUAUUACAGGUUCCCCAAAUCCUGCGAAGUAGCAGACAAACCAAUUGGUCAGGCUGAAAACCCAGACAUCUGCAAGGCCCUUGCAAUGAAAGGAAGAGUGCUACAGAGAAAAAGCUGCAGUUUCCUUAAGGAAAGGCCUUUCCUUCCUGCAGAAGAUGAUAGCUUCACUUAUCAACAGUGCUAUGUUUCAUACCCAUCCGCAUCUAGUUAGGACACUUUCACCUUCCAUCCCCUCAGUUUGGCAGA
This is a messenger RNA of Nestor notabilis (Kea), 2660 nucleotides long. Its product is annotated as membrane-associated guanylate kinase, WW and PDZ domain-containing protein 2-like. Gene Ontology annotation, biological process: receptor clustering; signal transduction. Gene Ontology annotation, cellular component: cytoplasm; dendrite. Gene Ontology annotation, molecular function: signaling receptor complex adaptor activity; SMAD binding; beta-1 adrenergic receptor binding. The record is from RefSeq and is a predicted model, not a curated record. Lineage: Eukaryota; Metazoa; Chordata; Aves; Psittaciformes; Psittacidae.